AACUGGGGCUCCCAGGAAGAGGAUGCUGCCUAGUGCUGGGGUUCAUGUACAAGGAGAAGUACCGCAGGAUGACUGAAGGUCAAGCAUCGUCCUUCACGCAGCAGCCCCAGGACCAGGUGGUGAUCGCGGGGCAGCCGGUGACGCUGCUGUGCUCCAUCCCCGAGUACAAUGGCAUCGUGCUGUGGAUUAAGGACGGGCUGGCCCUCGGCGUCGGACGGGAUCUCUCAAGUUACCCACGCUAUCUGGUCGUAGGAGACCACCUGUCUGGAGAGCAUCACUUGAAGAUCCUGAGAGCCGAUCUCCAAGAUGACGCUGUCUAUGAGUGCCAGGCCAUUCAAGCGGCCAUCCGAUCCAGACCUGCCCGGCUGACUGUUCUCGUUCCUCCAGAUGAUCCUGUCAUCAUGGGAGGCCCCAUCAUCAGCCUGAGAGCAGGAGACCCCCUCAACCUGACCUGCCACGCAGACAACGCCAAGCCAGCGGCCUCCAUCGUCUGGAUGCGGAAAGGAGAGGUCGUCAACGGAGCCACCUACUCCAAGACGCUUCUCCGCGACGGCAAGCGGGAGAGUAUCAUGAGCACCCUUUUCAUCGCCCCCUCCGACAUUGAGAACGGGGAGAACAUCGUCUGCCGCGCCACCAACAAAGCCAUUCCCGGCGGGAAGGAGACCUCCGUCACCAUUGACAUCCAGCACCCCCCCCUGGUGAACUUGUCCGUGGAGCCGCAGCCGGUCCUAGAGGAUAACACUGUGAAGUUCCACUGCUCGGCCAAGGCCAACCCUGCCGUCACCCAGUACAGGUGGGCGAAAAAAGGCCAGGUUAUAAAGGAAGCGUCCGGUGACUUCUACGAAACCAUCGUGGACCACACCUUCUUCUUCGAGCCCGUCUCCUGCGAGGUCACCAACGCGCUGGGCAGCACAAACAUCAGCAGGACCGUGGAUGUCUACUUUGGGCCGAGGAUGGCGACAGAACCGCAGUCCCUCCUCGUCGACCUGGGCUCCGACGCGGUCUUCAACUGUGCCUGGACUGGGAACCCGUCUCUCACCAUCGUCUGGAUGAAGCGAGGCUCAGGAGUGGUCCUGAGCAACGAGAACAAGCUGACCCUGAAGUCCGUCCGCCAGGAAGACGCUGGGAAAUACGUGUGCCGAGCCGUGGUCCCGCGGGUGGGCGCGGGGGAGCGGGAGGUGACGCUCACCGUCAACGGGCCACCCAUCAUCUCCAGCACCCAGACACAGCACGCCCUGCACGGCCAGAAAGGGCAGAUCAAGUGCUUCAUCCGCAGCACCCCGCCGCCGGACCGAAUUGCUUGGUCCUGGAAGGAGAACGUCCUGGAGUCUGGGACCUCCGGGCGCUACACGGUGGAGACGGUCAGCACGGACGAGGGCGUUAUCUCCACGCUGACCAUCAGCAACAUCGUCCGGGCUGAUUUCCAAACCAUUUACAACUGCACCGCCUGGAACAGCUUUGGCUCCGACACGGAGAUCAUCCGGCUGAAAGAGCAAGGUACGGAAAUGAAAUCAGGAGCUGGUAUGCAAGCAGAUCUGAAAGGCGUGGUCUCGGCCAAGAACGACAUCCGCGUGGAGAUCGUCCACAAGGAGCCGGCCUCGGGCAGGGAGGCGGAGGAGCACCCAACCAUCAAGCAGCUGAUGAGCCAUCGGUUCAGGCAGCCCGGCCCCGUGGGGAAUCCGAGCCGCAAUCUGAGCUCCGCGGAGGCGAGGGAUCUGAAAGGCGUGGUCUCGGCCAAGAACGACAUCCGCGUGGAGAUCGUCCACAAGGAGCCGGCCUCGGGCAGGGAGGCGGAGGAGCACCCAACCAUCAAGCAGCUGAUGGCCCCCCCCACCGGCUACUACAGCGUGAACACCUUCAAGGAGCACCACUCGACGCCCACCAUCUCGCUGUCGGGCUGCCCAGCCGACCUGCGCCCGGCCGGCAAGCAGCGGGUGCCCACGGGCAUGUCCUUCACCAACAUCUACAGCACCUUGAGCGGGCAGAGCCGCCUCUACGACUACAGCCAGCGCUUCGUGCUGGGCAUGGGCAGCAGCUCCAUCGAGCUGUGCGAGCGCGAGUUCCAGCGCGGCUCGCUGAGCGACAGCAGCUCCUUCCUCGACACCCAGUGCGACAGCAGCGUCAGCAGCAGCGGCAAGCAGGACGGCUACGUCCAGUUCGACAAGGCCAGCAAGGCUUCCGCCUCCUCCUCCCACCAUUCCCAAUCCUCUUCCCAAUCCUCAGACCCCGCAGAAUCCCCAGUCCCACAGCAUCUGCAGACCCAGCAGAAUUUCCAGUCCCAGAGCUGCCCUGCACAACGGGCAGCUCUCACCAGCUCGCGGCCUGAGGAGAGUCAAGCAGCGAGGAAGAGGUCGGUGUAUCACCGAAUGAGGAAGAAAAACUCCACCAAAGCUGGGAAGCAGCGGCCCAGUCCCUGUUAA
Opisthocomus hoazin is the source of this 2420-nucleotide messenger RNA. The record is from RefSeq and is a predicted model, not a curated record. NCBI's taxonomy places the organism in Eukaryota, Metazoa, Chordata, Aves, Opisthocomiformes, Opisthocomidae.